Molecule: messenger RNA, 1896 nt
Organism: Schizophyllum commune H4-8
Lineage: Eukaryota; Fungi; Basidiomycota; Agaricomycetes; Agaricales; Schizophyllaceae
Product: P-loop containing nucleoside triphosphate hydrolase protein
Exons: 5
Coding region: 1-1896 (631 amino acids)
Biological process (GO): mitochondrial respiratory chain complex III assembly; protein insertion into mitochondrial inner membrane from matrix
Cellular component (GO): mitochondrial inner membrane
Molecular function (GO): ATP binding; ATP hydrolysis activity
Source: RefSeq, a predicted model, not a curated record
AUGACCUGGCGGCGCUCCCCCACCUUCCGCAUCGCGUGCAAAUCGGCGACGCGCCACUGGAGCGUCAACAUCCUCGGACCGCGUGCGGACACGGUCAAGACAGCCACGUCUGGCCCGCUACUAGACGACAAGAAUGUAGAGUAUAUCCCCACGUUCGACCAGCCGCGCCUGUUCAGGUGGCGCGGAUACUGGAUGGAGGUGAAGAGCAACGCACAUUCGCCUGCAGCGAUGCAGCGGUUCAUGGUCCGCAAUGGCAAUGACCAUGGGUCGGGCUCGAUUACCAUCACUCUCUACACCCGCAAUCUCCGCGUCCUCUCCGAGCUCGUCGAAGCGGCGCGGCAGAGCUACAGCGAGGUCAGCCUCCCGCACGUCAUCAUUCACGUCGCCGAGUCCAUGAAUCCCGACUACCCGUGGAUGAGCACGAAGCGCAAGGUGCGGCGCGCGCUGGAUACGAUCAUCCUGCCGGACGGCCUACUGUCGUCGCUCGUGCGGGAGGUACAGGACUUUAUGGACGAGGAGACGGAGAGGUGGUUCACCUCCGUCGGCAUCCCCUAUAGGCGCGGCAUCCUGCUCCAUGGCCCGCCGGGGACAGGAAAGACGUCCACCAUCUAUGCCUUGGCUGGCGAGUUGAACCUGGAGAUCUACUCAUUGUCCUUGUCCAACAACUUCGUGAACGACUCGUUCUUGCAGCGCGCAGCAUCAUCCGUUCCCAAGCACUCUAUUCUUCUCAUCGAGGACAUCGACUGCGCUUUCUCUCGCGAGGAGCAAGGGUCAUCAGGCACGCAAAACCAAGCGUCACCACCCAUCAUGACGCUGUACGGCAUGGCUGGUUCAGGACAGUCGCAAGUGACGCUCUCCGGCUUGCUGAACGUGAUCGACGGUGUCGGGAGCGAAGAAGGGCGCUUGUUCUUCUGCACGACGAAUCAUAUCGAUCGCCUUGACCCUGCGCUCCUCCGCCCUGGGCGCAUCGACCGCAAGAUCGAGUACGGUUUGUCGACUCGCGCGCAGACUGAAGCCCUCUUCCACCGCUUCUUCCCCGCCACUCGGUUUCCCGAGCUUGCGGACACGCCAGUUGCCGACGAAAAGGCCACAUCGUCAUCCAGUUCCAUGCUGCCUACCUCUGACUCGACUUGUCCCGCCCCUCCGCCACCUGGUUCCCGGCUUGCCUCACUCGCAUCGCGCUUCGCCGCUCUUGUGCCCGAGGCGGAGUUCUCGACGGCGGAGCUGCAGGGCUUCUUGCUGUCGUGCAAGACGGACCCGGAGCGCGCGGCGGCGGACGUGGGCGCCUGGGUGGCAGAGGAGAUGCGCGUGCGGACCGCGAAGAGGCAGCAGGAUAUGCAGAAGAGGCAGCAAAAGGAUAUCCAAGCGAACGCAGCGCAGCAACAGAACGAUAACAGGGCCAUGCAUCAACAGUUCGGGCAGCCCGACUCCCCAGAGUCAUCCUCGGUGUGGCCAAUGCACGGGAUGUUACCGCUCGUUGGCCCGGGUAUAGCCCCAAUGUUUGGCUUCCCACAAAAUAUGGAUCCUUCGACUUUCCAGUUCCCCAGAGGAACGGGUAUCCCCGCGCACAACGGCCAUACCCAUAUGCUACAAGAUGAGGACGACAUUGAAGAGCCAGGAUUGGACGGCAAUGGUUUCACAGCGCCCCCUCCCAUCCCCGCUGUUACUCUUUCCGUCCCAGCCGAAGAUGCAGAGGACACGCCCACCGCGACGUCGCCGCCCUCCCUGCAUGCUCCUGCUCCGAAGGUGAUCCCGAGUGUGAACACGCUGGGAGCGCUGCCUGGCGUGGAACAGGUAGGUCAUGCCGUUGAGCCUCCUCCGUUUCCGUUCGCUGUAGUGCAUCCUCCCAGUACGAUGGCGAAUUUUGAGAGCGGACCUCAUGUGGACUUCCAAUAA